GACAUGUACAUGCUGAGUAGAAAAAACCCGUCCCAUACUAAACAGAUGUAUCAUUUUCGCUUUGUGCUUCCCCCUUUUGCCCCUUCAUGAAACAAGUAAGAGAGAGGACGCAGUAAGCUACUUAUUUUAUUUCUUAUGCGGAACAACGUCGACAAUUUUGCGCUUGCCCCUAAUAUGUAAGCUUAAUUGACUUUGACGCUCCUUCAUUCGGGGUUUCGAACGCCAUGUACUGGGUUCCUCUAGGCAGCACCUAACCCCACCUCUGUCGCAGCUUUUCCGAAAUAAUGUUUGACGAAAGAAAGCAGCGUCAUGACCAAGACAGAUUCUGACUCGGGCUAGCGCUACUGAAGAACCGUUCUCACGAGCAGACGUCCGCACAUUGUUAAGACCACCACCUGACGAUGAACAUGAGAAUUUAUUGUUCAUUCUCGUCAGCAGGACAACCGAGACUCGGAGAAGCAUGGGGAAGCCUUGCGUGAUUUUCUUGUUCUCGGCCAUCGUCGGCAACUACAGGAUGAAGCAGGACGAGCAGAUGAAUAAAAAAAGGACGACCACUCUUUCUCUAGCGUGACCCGUGGUCAGCCAGACCGAAGAAUCUUCGCCGGAACUUCCACAGCGGAGGGAGUCCUCAGUAAAAACUGCGGUGGAAAAAUUCUAGGUUGAGGUGCGCUUUUACUCAGGAUAGUAAGUACAUCACAAUGGGUAACUACGCGUCGCAGGUCGACGAGUGCAGAUCGGAUGGCCUCUUUUGUGGCAGCGGAUUUGGACGGUCCUGCACUUGGUAUGAGUGCUUCGACGCGGCGCGCGUCGACUCUCCAGGAGACGAGAAAUUUCCCUGUACACACCGUCAUGAAGACAACAAUUACUACCGCUGGAAUGAAUGCGAAAUUCUGUCCAGAGUGUUUCUGGAGGGUACAGAAACAACAGAGCAUAAACUUACGGACCUCGUGAACAAGUGGAAAGAUUGGUAUAAUGACCCCGAGUUUACAGUCAGCGGUACCAGCGCCAGUGCGGCCGCGGCAUCAUCAUCAUCAUCAUCAUCGUCGUCGUCGUCGUUUCUGGACAAGUCGACGCAGGAGAUCUCUAACGCGGCACAGGCAAAACAGCUUCGCAGCACGGCCUCGCGGAUGUCCUUCCACGAAUCUGACACGAAUCCGGUGAACGGCGGAAAUGAGAUAACUUUUGCUCAGGCACUGCGGUACUGCCAGAUAGAGUGCGACGCAAAGUAUGAUGAAGCUACUGGCUCCGCAUCUCAGAAUAGAUGCGCCGGCUUUCAGCUGAAGCUCCCGGGACAUAAUCCAACUUUCGACAAUACAGAGUGUGUCUUUUUCGGGGGAGAACUGCCACCGAGCGAUUCGGAGAUUCUCUCUUCGUGGCAAUCUAUCGCAAAUGGGAAGUACAGCGUGACGACCAAUGACUAUUUUACCGACAGCAUCAAUGUAUACCAAGACGUUGCACACCUCUCGUCCAACCCAUCUGCUACGGUUCCGUUCGUGAACACCGGGCCGCAAUUAUGCAGGUGAAAAUGACAGAGACAGCACUUACACCUCCCGAGAAUGAAUACGAUCCUGCGUGCAAAAAUAUUGCUGCAGCUGCGCAAGAAGAUGAUAGAUAGAACAGCACUGAAUUUUUAAUACGAGAAAAAUCGAUACACUAAAUUGUAUCUUGCGCGCGGCGGGCCUGAUUUUUUUUCAGAUGCUAGUUUGGGUGAACACAGAAUGCAGCAAUUUCUUACUGCUACAUUCAAACGACUUUUCACUGCGCCCCGCUACAAUGAUUUCUCGCUCGUACUCUAAUUGUUCUCGCGUCUGAGAUGAAGCAACAGGCGUCGUGGCUUGACGAGGAAAUAACUCUGCGCAGCGAGAAAAACCCAUAAAAAUAGUUUUUGGACAUGGCAGCUGUUGUUCUUGCUCGCGAGGAGAUCAGUGUCUGGGGAGGUGGGAAGUUGUACUAGUCUUUUCAAAGUCAUAAUCCAGCCCGGUGCUGUACGCAUUUGUGCGGUUUGCAGACGACUCGAAGAGCUUGUAUUUGCAGCGGAAGAGAGAACUCUCACUGGACAAGACCGCGGACGGCCACUGGAACUGCGGCGGCCCGACCAUCAUGGGCAACCAGCUGGCGCUCGACCAGAUGAGCCCGGGGAGUGCGCCACCUGAGUGCUGGGGUACCGGCACCAGUCACUUUGAUCCUCUGUCCACCUGUGACAGCGCCAACGCAGAGCACUGCAAGGCCGUAGCAAACUCGGAAAUCUACGUGCCGUGUGGGGACGCGAAUGCAGAAACUUCGUGCGCAGCAGACGAAAAGUAUGUGGAACAGUGUAAAGAAGGAAGCCGAAGUAACUCCAUCAACGACAGCAACUUCUGCGGUACUGGCCAGACUUGGGACCACAAUGUUUCUUGUAUCAUCCAGAAAGAAGCUAGCAUAUCGAGUGAUGUCUAGAUGAUUGUUGUAUACCGUACAAGAAAGGACAACAAAACAAAGCCGGGCGGUAUGGAAAAAAGGCCCAUGUUCUUGCGGCAACGCUGUUUGUAGUUGACCUACACGACAGAACGACGUUUGAUUUCAUAGUUCUUUGCGAAGAACUUUUUUAUUAGCAAAUUUAUUGAUAAAAAAGUUACUUACAGUUACACCCGUGGUAUGUUUGCUUUUUUCGUCGGUAUUCCUUGUUGCAAAGACUACUUCGUCCAGGUCCGAACCAUCAGCGCCGCCCGCGGAGCGCUGACCCCGGGCAUGGAAAUAGCCCUGGACGAGGACGAAGGCGCUGGUGGUGGCCUCCACUAUUACAUCUCCGUGCCGCUCGCUCUCGCCGGCACUUACCCAGCCAACUAUGAUUCUUGUUUCCUAGCACACGAUGAUGACACUACGCCCCAGGCCACGUUUAAGAUUUUCGUGACGAUGACAGACGCGGCGCAGAACGUUGGAGGCGUAGGAGUGCAGCUCUGGGGUGAAGUGCGCUCGGAAGGCGCCUCAAAUGAGGUGCCACUUUCGCAGCAAAAUUCUUUCUGCGUCCGUAUGACAAACCCAGCAGAUGGCUUACUAGUAGGAGGGACUGCGAAGGAGUAUUCGUGGAUUCCCGCGAGUACAUCUUGGGCGUCGGCCGAGCCCGGCCUCUUUUUCGUUCUACCAAACCCGGGGGUCUACACACUAACCAUCUUUUUGCGGGAACCUGGGCUAUGCAGUGCAACUAGGUUGUCUGGGUCUGAGACUACAUCAUUGCCAGGUGCGCGAGGAGCGAAUACUAUCUUAUGUCGCUGACAAGCAUUCUUGAAGGGCGCUCAAAAUGAUAAACCUGUAGUGCAGCUUUCGCGUGCAGUCCAAACUGUUACCAUUUACCUUUACUUGGUCCACCAUCCAAAAGAUGCAUGACAAUAAACAAGUAUGAGUAUCAGCGUCGUCAGAAUAAUACUAUUGCAGACCCAGACAUGGUUGCACUGUAUAGCGGUCGCAGCUAAGAACGUUGACCCUUGGAGGAAACGCGGCGUACUUUCUGGAGCCUAAUGACGUGAGCGAAAACCCCGUCACGGCGACGUGGCCCACGACCAGUCUAUGACACAGAAAAAUAUUAGAGCUGACAGGUGUACAGGAUCGUAAUAAAACCAUUCCAUUUUUCCAUGCAUAGAAGAAAAUCGGAGCGGACGCUCCUGCUGAUGCAGGAAGAUUCAAAAACUUGUAGUUUUCCGCUUGUACUGCUACUGGAGAGUUUUCCAUGUUCAUGCAUGUGAACAUUAUGUAUGAGGCCAAGAGGCGGAGUUUCAUUCUUGAUGGAAUCCGCCUUCUUCUAUUGGCCGCACGCGCAUGCGGAUCAAGACAAGGCAUGCACGCAGGAGGUUUUGGACCAUCUUACCUUCCGAUUAAAAACAUAAGCAUGUUGCAAUGUGCUGCUAGAACAAGUUGUACAACAGUAUUAGAUUAUUCAAACAGCGACUGUGUCAACACAGCAGCGAAAAAGAAGAUGAUAGAACAAAGUGAACAAGAUAGCUUUGGACGAUCAUUGCAGCUGCCAGCAAUAAGAGUUUCUUGUUGAUAAAAAACCAGCUCCACCACCGAUGCGAACUCGUGCGGGGCUUUUGUGGAGCAACAAGGUGCAGAUGGCAUCAAUCUCGAGCAGGAGUGCGAAGUGAACCUCUGUGGGGUACUCUUUCAAAACCCAGACAAAAGGGUCAACCCCAGCAAGUUAUUUUUGUCGGAGGACAAGAAAUCGACGGAAAAAGACCGCGUCUCCACGUGUUGCGAACCGACUUCGCAUGAUACUUGCCCCACCACCACUACCACGCCCGCCCCCGUCCAGACCUGCUAUGGACAGAAAAAAGUUUGGCACAGUUACUUACUAUUUUGCAGGUUUUGAUGCAUUCAGAAAACUUUCUAGCGCCGCACCUUUGUCUUAUAUUGCAGAAACACGAAUAGGAAGAAAAUCACGUAAGUGAAGAUGCAUGACGAUGCAUGAUUUUUCUAUUGCAAGAUCACCGAUCGAUGAGUGAUCUUCGUGGCGAACUUUUUUUGUUCGAUACCAGCAGCGAAUUUGACAGUGGAGCUGCCGAAGAUGCGAAAAUCGAGAAGUUGUGCUGGAACCACAGGUGUAGUACCUUCAACCCACAUGCACCACUCUCCGCCGGAGGACAAGAUCACUUGGACGAGCAAGCAAAAAUCGCUAGUUGUUGUUCGGACUGUGCUCAAGACGAUGUCGAUGAAAAUUGUGGGACUGCUAAUGCUGUGAUUGGGGGACAGCACAUGGUUCAACACGCGUGCGAGACACACGGCUGCAACGUGGACGCAAUCCAGUGGGGCGUCAUCCUCCCCGAUCGCUCGGAGGAGAGUAUACUGGAGCAUUGCUGCACGCAGUGUGCCGAAGAAGGAUCAAUGACGUGCGGGGAAGUUGAAGACGGGAUAAGCAACAGCGCUGACAAGAUUUCAGAGCUGUGCUCGUCAAACCAAUGUGACGGUCCUGACGGGAAUGGGGUAGUAAACAAUGUCAACCGGACUGCAAUACUCCCCGACCCCAGCUCGGACCAGAGCAAACUCGAACACUGUUGCGUGGGCUGUCCGACGGAAUCAAGCAGCACGGAACCGCCCACAACUCCGACCCCUCCGAUGUCAGUCUGUACCGAAAAGAACAACAAAGAGGACUGCAACGCCGCGACGUCUGAAGAGGACCACUGUGUGUGGACGCAGAAGAAGCAACUUGGAAGCGACGGCUCGUCCUGGGAGGACGUAGGGGGCGGCGCGGCCGAACUCAGCUGUGUAGACUGCAGUGAAAUGGAUGGCAAGACGGCAGAAGAGUGCCAUUCUUUCUCCAGCGACAAGUGCGUGUGGGAGCCGCGCAGCAGCCUUUGCACUGCACCGGAGAAGGAGGAGACCACGCCGGAGCCUUCUUCUAGUAGUAGUUCCACCACGACGACAACCACGGUGACCAGCACGACGACCACGCUUAUCAAAUGCAAAAACGUUUGGGUCUGGAAGAAUGCAAGUUUGUAAUGCUUGUCUGGCAUGACUCGAAAAUCUGUGUUGCAUGGGCACGAAAAGGCCCUCUUACCUGUCAUGCGAAAACGCAGUUUGCCAUUCGGAAUACAUAAGACAUGGGAGCCAAAAAAAUUAUCAUGCAUAGCUGCGUAUUGCAGUAGCAGUGCGUCUACCAAUCAGUUUUAGCAUUACAAGUUUCCAGACCUAGACAUAUUUGCAAUGCAUAACGCUAACGCAGAUAGAAACGAACACCACUGGUCCGCCGGUCAACGCGACCACGGGCCCGCUGCUCCCGCUGCCCACCGACCUGGAUGCCGACCUGGAUACGGGGGGAAUCUAUCCUGAGUAAAAACGUACCCACACCAUAGUCAAGUUGGGGAAUCGGCUAGACAAAUCCACAAGUUUUGGCUGUUUUGCAUGACAAAUUUGGAUUCGUAGUGUAGUGCUGUUUGAGCUAGCUCAGCAGCAUCACAGAUCUAGCAUACCAUCGUGAUUGGAGCAUGACAAAUUGCAAAACACGAUUGGAGAAUACUUCUCAUGGGGCUCCGCAUGAGAAACAUUUUCAGCAUGCAGAUUUGCAUUACAACUCUGGUGUGGGUACGUUUUUACUCAGGAUAGAAUCCUGGUUCUCAUCAUCGCCGUCAUUGCCGGCGCGCUCCUCCUAUCAAAUGCAAAUGAAUAUGUCUGGGUCUGGAAAGAUGCGAACAUGUGAUGCUGUUUUUGGAUUCUAAAAAGAUCUGUGUUGCAUGAGCAGCAAUAGAGGAGUUAGUUCUUGGCACGCGGAGAGGGCACUUCUCAUGCGUAACUAGCAUCAAGAAGCUCUCAAAAAAUCUGUCAUGCUAGCACCAGCAGCACGAUCACAGACCUUACGGGUGAUGCAAAAUGUGCAUGAAAAGACCCAGAGCAACAUAUUUGCAGUGCAUACCUGCUUCUCCUGGGCGGCCUCGCGUUUUUCUGCCUCUGCUCGGGAGACUAUCAGAAUGAAAAAUCUCCCCUCCCCAUAUCAAAAUGAAGUUUCUGAUGCUGGAUUUGCGUACACAAAUCCUAUUUGUCUUGCUGGCGAGGACUGCAGGCCCAUACUAAGCCUGAGUAGACGCGUUUUGGCCUAGGCGCUUAGCAUGACAGACGUCUGCGCUGUCGGUGCAACAGCAUGACAAACCGCCUGUAGAAUGCGGCGGAGCCUGUGGGGUUGCCUUCAUGCAACACAGAGACGAUUUGUGGCCAUAAAUCAGCAACACAAAUUUUCGAAAACGUGCCUUGUCAAUGUGGGGAGCGAGGGGGGAUUUUUCCUUUUGAUAGAGACCCCACGGCGACCAGCGCCAACGAGUCGCAGGGGACCGCCCUCCUCGGCGGCGGCCCGAAGGGAAAGGGCAAGGGCAGCAAGGGCAACAUCGCGAACGUCAUCAUUCUAUCAAAUGCAAAAAUGUCUGGGUCUGGAAGGAUGUAACUUGUGAUGCGCAUUUCAGAACACACAAAAAUCUCUGAUGCAUAGGCAGCAAGAGCUAGAGCUGCUCACUUUCUGUCACCAAAGUGGGGGAUUUGUCAUGCGGAUUCGGCAUAAUUGCGGAAGCUUCUCGAAACCUGUGAUGCUAGGGCUUCCAUGCCAGACCUUCUGUGUCAUGCAGAAACAGCAUGACUUCUCUUCCAGACCCAGACACUUUUACAUUUGAUACAUUCAGCAAAGGAAGAGCGCCCAGAUCAACGCGUCCGCAUCAGCAAAGGGGACCAUAACACCAACAGACGGAAAUAACUACGCAACCGUCCCUGCGACGGGCGCGCCUGUAGUCACUCUGGAGGCGCCGGACGAGAAGACAAGCUCUGCCGGCCAGGGCAGGAGAGCGGAUAUGCAACAGAAAAGUAAUUGUAGUACACCCAUAAAUUGAUGAAGUACUUGCUAACCAGGAAUAAAGGUGGAAAUGGAAAACAAAUUUAUUUUGCUGCGUGCCUGUCACGAAAAACUCUGUAAAGUGGCAGAAAUGUUGUUGACCACGACAGAGAGGCAGUUUUGGUUUCGAUUUUCUGAGACGUGCAGGAUGCGUGUUGUAUAGUAUGGUUUAGCCAGCGACUGAUAUUAGAGCGGCACCAAAUACACGGUUUGUCAUGCUGAGCAGCAACACAAGCUUGGUAGGGGAGGAGGUGUGCCUUUAAUUUUCUGUUGGAUAAUCUCGAGGAACAAGGGGAAUCGGUCGGCGGCUUCCACCGAACAAGCUACCGGUGGUUCGAUGACGGGGAACAAAAGUCUGAAACGCAGUUUACUGAAGAAACAGGCCUUAUGCAUUGCAAAUAUCGAAGAUCUUUGUGUGGGUCUGGAACUGGCAUUCUUGUCAUGCAAGAAGUUUUCAAGGACAGCAAGUGCAGCAAGAUCUGCGCCGCUUGAAUACAUACAAGUCGCCAGCUUUUAUUUUGUCCUCCGGCUGUGAAUAACAAUACACUCACACGCAGUGAAGUCUCAUUCGUUUUGAUGAUUUCGCGGAUGAAUGAUCCACAAGAAGCCGCGCACAUGAAAAAUAACUUCCGAUGCUGUAAUGUAAAGAUCAAAUUCUGCACAAUGACUAGCGGCUUGAAGAAUACCCUUUGAUGGUGCGAGCCUCCGCAACACAAAUGUCCAGGCGUCCACAGAGAAUGAGUAAAAAUAUUUGCGAUGCAUAGUCCUCCAAUGUAAGCAUGGGGCGGAGCGGGCGGCAACGUGAACAACGCAAAAAGUCGAAAAUAGCGGGAAACAGCACGCUAAACAAGGCGGAUUUUCUCCGCGAGACGGCGGCCUAUAAGCAGGCGCAGACUUACACCCCGCAAAGUCCCGAGUCCAUGGACCGCUUCUCGGACCAGUUUUUGCUGGGUCCCGAGGGCCAGGCGAGCCCCCCAGCGGGUCCGACGAUACUUAUCCUGAGUAAAAACGUACCCACACCAGAGUCAAGAUGGGGAUUUUGCAACACAAACCUAGGAGUUUUGGGACUCACGCAUGACAAGUUUCUGUUUGUAAGGUAGUGCAAGUUAGUAAGGGAAGCCGCAUCACAAAUCGACCUGCUGAUCCUGUUCACAGCAUCACAAAUUCCAAAACACGAUUGGAAAUGGGUCUCAUCGGGAUGCGCAUUACAAAUGUCUUUGUCAUUGCAAAUCUGCAUUACAACUCUGGGGUGGGUACGUUUUUACUCAGGAUAAUACUGGAGGGAGAUUCAUCUUCGGCGUCGUUUUCAUCUUCUAUAUCCGAGUCGGAGAAUAGUUUUUCGUCCUCUCCUCGCAGUAAAUCGUCCGGUGGUUUCUCUGCCCCGGCAGAUGAACUACUACCAGGCGAGAAUUACACCAAGAACCGCAGGAGGGACAGUCGCUCCUCUAAUCAUAUUGAAUCUGCACCACGAGGACCUCCUGGUGAAGAUAGCGAUGUUGGCGAUCACGACGUGGUCGCGGCUCAACUAGAACAGGGGAAGUCCUCCUCCCGCCCGGAGAUGACCGCGCAAAACGGAGAUAUUAGUAGAAGAAGGAGCAGCAAGAACAGAACACAUAGUAGUCGUAUUUCUUCUCGUGCGGAACCGGAGCAGGAGAAUGGUCAUGCUGCUAUAGAAGCAGCGCGUUCAGAUGAAGGACCACAAGAGGAGCCACCUGCUUCUUCGGGUAGUAGUUCCGAUGUAGAAAGUUCAUCUUCCAGCGAGGAUGAAAUACGAGCCAAUAGUAAAAAUACCUCUGAGUCCGAAGAGGAAGAUGAAGAAGAUCCGAAAGACAACACCUUCCUUCUCAGACGACGCUAGGAGUGCACAAGUUCUUCGUGGUCUGAUACUAGGUACUUUCGGAUACACUUCUUGCGAGGUGAUCCAAUUCCAAUUCCAUGUAGUACAUCCAUCUUUAUUACCUUUUAGACAUAGUUUUAUCCUCAGAAGAAUACUAAUAAUUUGAAGUUUUUUGGACCGCUACAAAUCAAUGAAAAUUUUGUAGCUCAUCCGAUCUUCGGACCAGUUUUUGCUGGGUCCCGAGGGCCAGGCGAGCCCCCCAGCGGGUCCGACGGUACUGGAGGGAUAUUCAUCUUCGGCGUCUAUCCUGUGUAAAAACGUACCCACACCAGAGUUGUCAUGCAAAUCUGCAUGCUUAAAAUGUUUGUCAUGCGGAGCCCCAUGAGAAGCAUUUUCUAAUGGUGUUUUGAAAUUUGUCAUGCUUCAAUCAGCAUGAGAGACUAGAUCUGUAAUGCUGCUGAACUUGCUCAAACAGCAUUACACUACGCGUCCAAAUUUGUCAUGCGAAACAAGCAAAGUUGGCCGAUUUGUCUAGCAGAUUUUCCAUCUUGACUCUGGUAUGGGUACGUUUUUACACAGGAUAGCGUCGUUUUCAUCGUCUAUAUCCGAGUCGGAGAAUAGUUCGUCGUCCCCUCCUCGCAGUAAAUCGUCCGGUGGUUCUAUGACGUCCUCAGGUUGUAAAUCUGAAAUUUUUCCAAAAAAAAAACUAGCUACUUAGCUAGGUGAGAUUUUAUCUAUCAAAACUAGCUAGCUUAGGAGGAGUGGGCUCGUGGUCUCCAGCUGCGUCUCGGAACGGUCUCGACGCCAAGCUACCGCGCCCGUCCUUGUCCUCCACAUCGGCUCUUGCACGACCUACGGCGAGGGAGGUGAGCACGCACGGAAAGAUUUCGUCCUCAGAAUGUACACGCCCCCCGAGGGCCCCCCCCAAGACGACCCCUUUUGGCGUGCCGGGCGACCCCCGUCUGUCCUGGCUCUCCAGAAAUCCGUGGCGGCAAAAGGGGCACCUGUAUGCAGUGGACACACUGCAGACCUUAGGGAAACAGACGUAUGUCCUCAAGGCGUUGGCAGAUAAAAUAACCCCGGCGGCGACCAGAACAAGGAAAAAAAAAACGAUGAAGAGCGAAAGGAAGACCUGUAGAAAUGCAGCGCUGAGCCGGUGCGCGACGAUACCGAAGACGAGGAACAACCGAUCUAGCUACUGCCCCAAAGGAUAGCUUACGCAUCAAAAUUAGCUAGUUUUUUUUUUGGAUUUUUUUCAAAUUUACAAUCUGAGGACCUCAUAGGUUCCUCUCCUGCCCCGGCAGAUCAAAUACAAUCUGAGGACCAGUUUUUGCUGGGUCCCGAGGGCCAGGCGAGCCCCCCAGCGGGUCCGACGAUACUUAUCCUGAGUAAAAACGUACCCACACCAGAGUCAAGAUGGGGAUUUUGCAACACAAACCUAGGAGUUUUGGGACUCACGCAUGACAAGUUUCUGUUUGUAAGGUAGUGCAAGUUAGUAAGGGAAGCCGCAUCACAAAUCGACCUGCUGAUCCUGUUCACAGCAUCACAAAUUCCAAAACACGAUUGGAAAUGGGUCUCAUCGGGAUGCGCAUUACAAAUGUCUUUGUCAUUGCAAAUCUGCAUUACAACUCUGGGGUGGGUACGUUUUUACUCAGGAUAAUACUGGAGGGAGAUUCAUCUUCGGCGUCGUUUUCAUCUUCUAUAUCCGAGUCGGAGAAUAGUUUUUCGUCCUUUCCUCGCAGGAAAUCGUCCGGUGGUUUUAUCACAUGAGAAACAUCCUCAGCUGCAUUUUUCCUCAUAGGGCAAAAAAAAUAAAUUCACGCAUAUUUGUAGGUCAGAACUCAAGGCGUGCAGCAUCGCCCAAGCGGAAAGCAAUUCACGGCAAGUUCGGAAAUUAUGCACCUGCUGUUUAUUUGUGAGUGAUGGGAUUGCUUUGAAAAAGAGGACUCAUCGCGACGGUAUGGCGCUGAAAAGCAUGGCCAAGAAGUGCCUCAGUUGGCCAAAAUUGUGACUGGGACCGUCGAGGCUGUAAUGCGGAGAAGGCAAAAAAGAUGCUUUUUUUGCAAAAAAAAGCUGUUUUUUUGAUCAAAAUCCUUGGGAUUUUGACGUCCGAAACCUUGCUAUGAGUACUCAUUUUUUUUUGCUAUGAGUACAAAUAACUUCCCCGACGGAGUUCUGGAUCAGAACUCUCUCACAAAGCAGCUCAUUUUGAUGCUAUAGGUCAUAGCUUUUCCUAGGGUCAGGAAGGAGAGUGAGUACAAAUACGGUAGCAGUGGGAGAGGCUUUUUUUGCAUUCAAUUCCCGAUGCUAUGGUGGCCCCACAGGGUCACUUUUUUGCUCAAACGCGACGGCGUGCUGUUUUUCUUUUUGCACUGCCGCCGUGAUUGGCUUCAAUUGGUCUGCUUUUCGUAUCCCAAACACCAUCGCAAUGCAGCCUGAUAGAUGGAGGCUGUACCCUAUCCCGGAGAACCUGCUGAAAGAAGGGUGGGCCCGGUUCUGAUACAUAAAAACCUGCGCAAUUUUUUUGGCGCUAUGAGGAAAAAUACGGCUGAGGACUUUUCUAGUUUGAUAGCCUCUGCCCCGGCAGAUGAACUACCACCAGGCGAGAAUAGUUUUCCUCGCAGGAAAUCGUCCGGUGGUUUUAUCUCUGCCCCGGCAGAUGAACUACUACCAGGCGAGAAUCAUACCAAGAAUCGCAGGAGCAGGGAGAAUAACUCCUCUAAUCAUAUUGAAUCUGCACGAGCACCUCCUGGAGAAGAUAGCGAUGUUGGCAAUCACGACGUGGUGGCCCAAAAACAGGAAAAGUCCUCCCGCCCGGACGAGACCGCGCAUGGAGAUAUUAGUAGAAGAAGGAGCAGCAAUAACAGAAUACAUAGUAGUCGUAUUUCUUCAUCUUCUCGUCCGGAGCAGGAGCAUGUUCAUGCUACAACAGAACCAGCGCGUUCAGAUGAAAGACCACAAGAGGAGCCUGCUUCUUCGGGUAGUAGUUCCGAUGUAGAAAGUUCUACAUCUACUUCAAGCGAGAAUGAAAUACGAGCCAAUAGUAAAAAUACCUCCGAGUCCGAGUCCGAAGAGGAUGACGAAGAAGAUCCGAAAGACAACACCUUCCUACUCAGACGACGGUAGGAGUAGAGAAAUUCUUCGUGAUCUGAUACUAGGUAAUUAUUUUUCGGAUUUAUACACAUGCGAGGUGAUGGAUCCAAUUCCAAUUCCUUGUAGUACAUGCAUCUUUACCUUUUAGACAUAAUUUUAUCCUCAGAAGAAUACUAAUACUUUGAAGUUUUUCUUUUUUGGAUCGCUACAUAUGAAAAUUUUGUAGCUUAUUCGAUCUUCUUACGCGACCUCUUCGGUUGAGAAGCAAACCGAAGGUGUUCGUAUUAUUAUUCAUCUGAGCAGUAAGAACCCACAUAAUUUUAGAAAUAUUUCACCCAUUAUCCGACCCCAGUUAUUAGUUCUAAAACGCAAGCCCCUAUAAUUUUUCCUAUCGAGAUAAAAUCCAGGUUCAUCGAGAAGUCACGCGUCUUUCUUUGCACAAGUACGUACUUGCUAAAGACUGAUGAGUGACACUUUGAACAUAUGGAUUUUUUUGUGUCGCAGUGAUGAAGAAAACGGACCCGCUUGAUGUCUUCGCGUUAGAAUCUUCGACUUGAUGUACUUACUAUCAGUGGCUGUUUCGUGAUUUUUGUUUUUUACGAUAAUGGUCGUUUCUGUCUACUGGUCGUUUAUGAUUCCCGUGCGAUUUUUUUGAAAGUGGGACCAACAUCUUCAGACUGCCGACUCUGAGGUGGACCGACCCCCAGUUGUGUUUUUAUUUUUUUUUAGGAACCGAGCAGGAACAGGAAGGCAGACCGAGUCGCACAGUGUUAUGCUAAUGUAAGCAAUCCUAAAAAUCUGUGCUGUGGUGUCUUUUUCCUUUUCUCCAGAACUACAUGAAACGCAAUCGGACCCAACAUUUUUGACAUCCCCUUUUUUUUUGCUGAAUUUGAAUUCCAUUCCAAUUGCUGUACAAUUUAGAUUUUCACGCUUUCGAUUCGUAUCUGCUUUAUCAAUUACCGCCUGCCUCUCGCAUCCAACUUGCUUUCUGCGUUGUCAAGCGGGGGGGGCAACUUCUUCCCGGGCGUCGUGAUCGUGUUCGUCACCCGUGAAGGAACGCAGUCACAAAGGUCUCAUCGUGCUCCUUUUGGUUUCACCGGCCAAAAAUUUUUCACCG
This is a messenger RNA of Amoebophrya sp. A120, 13386 nucleotides long. The record is from the annotation of a GenBank genome assembly. NCBI's taxonomy places the organism in Eukaryota, Dinophyceae, Syndiniales, Amoebophryaceae.